Messenger RNA from Ixodes scapularis (black-legged tick), 6067 nucleotides. Its product is annotated as myocyte-specific enhancer factor 2. The transcript is spliced from 6 exons. The record is from RefSeq and is a predicted model, not a curated record. NCBI's taxonomy places the organism in Eukaryota, Metazoa, Arthropoda, Arachnida, Ixodida, Ixodidae. Bases 101 to 1279 code for a protein of 392 amino acids.
GGUGCAACCUAUAUAACCAACUUUUUCAAGAAAACCAGCCAUUUAUAGGGGGCUGCAACUCGUACAAGGCUGCGACUUACAGACCAGGAUAUACUGUAGCAUGUAUCAUUUCAGGACGGGGGGCUUUAUUCCCGAUCGCCAAACUUCGAAACUUUCUUUGCCGUCAUUGUUUAUCGCUGCCGUCCCUCUUAGAAUGGGUGUUUUCGUUCCAUUGUCGCCCUCACAGGCCCUGAGCAAGAAGGAGCACAAGAACUCGACCAAUGGAUGCGAUAGCCCCGAGCCGGACCCGGACCAGUACUCACUGACGCCUCGGUCAGAAGCCAAGUACAGCAAGAUCAAUGAGGAGUUUGAGCUGAUGAUGCAGCGCAGCGCACAGCUCAAUGGCUCAAGGGGCCAGCCGUCCUUGAGUCAGGGCAUGAGCUCAAUGUCUGGCUACUCGUCGCAGGAGGGACUCAUGCAGCCGUCUCCGCAGAUGUCUCACCCCAGUGUCAGCCCACGGCCUAGUUCUUCAGGUGGGGCGCUCCUAGACAUGAACGGAGUGACUUCGAACGGCUACCACCGGCCGGCGUCUCCCUCCAGCCUGGCCGGCUGCAGCUCCCCGGUAACGAAAGGAGGUGCCAAGGGGGCGUCGCCCAGCAGGUCGAACCUCAGGGUGGUCAUCCCGGGCUCGCCUUCGCCCACGAGCCAGCUGGGCCUCUCGGUGCUGUUCCCGUUCCAGCACGACCCGUCGCACCUGUUCCUACAGCAGUCGAUGGUGCGGACGUCCAACGCCUCCCUCACGACCCCCGUGGUGUCGGUCACAGCACCCGGGAUGUCUGCCAUGGCCGCCUAUCCGUCCUCCCUGGCCGCUGGCUUCCCCCCGAACGACUUCCCCCUCAACCCUGAGCUGGGCCUGUCUGGCUUCAACUCGCCGGGGUUGAUGCACAGCUGGUCGACGCAGGGACCCCUGGCCACAGCAGUGCCUUCGGGGGCACUCCAGUCGCACUCCAGUGGCAGCCCAGGUGUCCUGGGCUCUCACCUGUCCCUAGGAAGCGCCACGCCCCCCCAGGCCUCCUCCCCGCUCCCCAUCCGGAUCAAGAGCGAGCCCAUCUCCCCGCCGCGGGGAGACUCCUCCCUCCACGGGGGCGGAGCCUCGUCGGGGGGCCGCCCACCGUCGGCCCACCUCUCGCCCCCCGGACAGCCCCCCCUGACUCCCUCGACGUCUUCCUCGCCGGACCCCUCGGGCGACUACGACGGCGCCAAGCGCCCCCGGCUCUCCGCCGACGGUUGGCCGACGUAAGGCCGGCCCCUGGCCGACGGAAGGCCGACCUCCAACUCGGCUGUGGUGCCCCGCCUCCCCGUUUUGUCAACCUCCCUUUCUCCGAGGAGAGAGAAAGAAAAAAUACGACACCGAGUGUGCCGCGCGUGCGUUUUCCGUGGGGGUCGUUCUCCUCUCUGUGCGUGUGUCAUUGCGUGUUUGUGUAUCUUGACUCUUUUUUUGUUUCCUUUCACCACCACCCGCUCCCGCAAACAGUUCUCCUCGUUUCCGACUCUCGUCGCCGUCUUCUCUCUCGCCAUCCGACGCCGGCGUACCUCGUCCAUAUGGUUGGGGCCGUCGCAACUUCGAUGCCGGCCACCCGCUUCGGCGAUUUGUUCCUUGCGCGGAGCGGCGACUGGCGCUGCCGUACUUUACACGGCAAGGGCACCCGUAAACUAUCGCGGGAAAGAGUCCGUAAAAAUGUGCCCGCGUUUUUCACGGAAAGGCUCCCGUAAGUGGAGUGCAUUCAUGUACAGUCGUAGCGCUUUGGUUUCCUCCCACUUUGCAUUCGCUUUUGCCCCCUUUCCCCUCAAGGAGAAAGGGGGGUGUUCGAAGAAAGGUCAGAGAGGUCACAGCUCCCGCGAUGAAUGCCACCUUUGGGACGUUGCAGAAACGUUUUCACCGUAGCGUCGCCGCGGCUGUAAAUAUGACGAAGUAGAUGGCAGCACUCGUCCCCUUCACUUCGACCAAACGGCGAUAGUGGACGGCUGCACAACGCAGGCAGCGGCCUCGGGGAAAGAGGGUAGCGGAGGAAAGGACUUCGAAAGGAGUCGGCGAGGGCGUUUUCUUUGGUCUCCAGACGAGACGCAGCGGACAGGAUGAAACAAAAGCGUCGACAACAAUCGUUGCGCAGCUUCCUGUGCGAUUUUCUUGCCCCUCUGCCUUCAGCUCGUCGGGCCCUUCGCGGACAUUUUUUUCUCGGGAGCAGAUACGUCGUCGAUUUCUGUCGAAACGACACGUGGCGAGAGGCGGACGUGGUUCCGAACUGCCGCACGUAGAGACUCCGCCGGCGUUCAGUCGCGCCGAGGAGUGUAGUCUUAAAACACUCGAGACGGGGGAAAAAAAAAAGAAGCCGUGUAGAGCGAGACGCGUAGCAAGCACGUGUGUUAUCCCGCCUCCACCCCCCCCCCCCCUCCCCGAAAACGCGGGAAAGCCUUCGCCACUACCAGCCAGCUGACCAAGACGGCGGGAAACAUUUGUAGGGAAGAGCGCAGCACGUCGUGAAUUUUCUGGCAUACCAAAGUUAGUUGUUGUUGUUGUUGUUGUUGUUGCAGGAAGAGCCACACCUCGUUCCUCUCCCGGACCCGGCCUCCCCCUCCCCCAGUUUCCGCACCCCCGACCGAUCGGGGGAGCUUUGUGGGAGGAAAUUGGGGAGGGGGUGGGGCGGGAGGGGAGGGGGGAGCCGCACCACGUGGCACAAACCCCAGCCGGCUUUCUAGGGCGCGCAGAGCAAAAGAGAAGCAGUUGAGACGACACGCCAUAUUUUUGGUAAUUCCGCUAGCCGUAAAGCACUUACACCGCGAGCCUUGUUCUCCUCUCUUACCUCCCGUUUCCUUCUUUCCCUUUCACGCCGCCCUCCUCCCCCCCCCCCUCCGAUAUUUCGGGGGGGGGGGGGGGGGUACAAAAUGUGGGCCCCCCCCUUCCCCUCCCAUCCCCACUUUGCAAAAAAUGCACGUGUCGUGUGUGUUUUAAAAAAAAAAACAAAGUGCAUGUGUUUCUAGUGAUUGUAGUGCUCGUGUGCCUUUUUGACCGCAGAUACACAACAUGCGGCGUCGAGAAAGAUGCGACACCAAGAGGAGAAAGGGAAAGGAGAAAAGAAAAAAGCGCAUACUUCCCGCUGCGGCGUCGCCGCCAGCGCGCACCACUGGCGAUCAUGCGUCGAGGUCUCAGUACUAUUAUUAUUAUAAUUAUUAUUAUUAUUAUUAUUAUUAUUAUUAUACACGCUGCAUAUAAAUAUAUAUACACAUAUAUAUAUUUCAUACUUGAAAGCACAUGCUCAUCCCCGUUUUUCUCCCUCGCCCCUCUUCCCUGCACCUCCUGAAAGAACCGACCAUUUUUUUUACGAGUGUCCGGUUGACCUGUUGACGUUUUCGGACGACAGCCAGCGCCUCUCAGCUGAAGGCGGGAGAUGGCGUGAGAGAGGCCACUUGAAAUUCGUUUCAACAGGCUCGCAUUUGUCUUUUUCCCCCGCGCGUCGUCAUAGUCGUCUGUGUUUUCCGUUGCGUGUCUUCCUCUCGCGGAAUAUGGACUUUUGCGUUUCUCGCCGUUCCGGUUUUCGUUCUGCCCGCAAGCCCCUGCCGCUUGCCGACGAACGAAGAUGCAGAAACGUCAGUUGCCGCGUUUCUAUUGGGUCGCAGAGCGUUUCAUUCUUCUUCCGCCUUGCAUCUUUCACUCUGGACGUCGAAAUCGUUGGGAGGAAAGGACAAACGACGCAGGGUUCGUCGCAAUCUUGUCGACGACUUUUUGAUUGGCAUUCUUUCGACGACAGCCGAUAAUGUUUCGCGGACGAUCGUGUCGGGGCACAGCUUUUAAAGAAAAGAAGCGCGAUACACACACAUGCAAAGAACACAUCCUCACUUCCACACGCCAUCAAGCGACGACGAUGCCUUAACGAGAGAGUUGAAAGAAAGAUGACAAUGUAGACACUGUACGAAAAGAGAAAAAAAAGAAAAAAAAAAAAAGAUCCCACAUUGUUUGUUGUAGUUGUUAAAGUCGAACUGUUCAGAGGAACCAAGCCACACCGUAGAGUUGUAGACAAUAGAUUUUUUUCCUUGGACUGUUGUUUGCUUUUCCCGCCUUACGAAACGUUGAAACAUCUAUGUUGCGGACAUCUGCGACGACCGAAGCGAAACAGCGGCAAAUUUCUGCGAGGCCUACGAAAAAGACACUUCAAAACAAAUUCUCCUCCUUUGUUUUUGUUUAUAGGAUUAGAAAUUCGAAGGAAAAAAAGGCAAAAUAAGCCGUUGAAGUUACGGAGGGACUUUUUCCGCGACUCUUUUAUUUAUUAUGUCUUUUUAACAAAAAAAAAAGACGUAGACUUUUAUAGGAAUGCACACGGCGUCGAAGAGGCUGGCAUGAUUGUCGUGUUCACGAGUAAUUUCGUUUUUUGUCUGGCGAGCUUUUUUCCCCCUAUCUUGUCAUGGAAGAGUUUUUAAAGCGUGUUUGUUGCAAUCUGCCACCAGGGCAGGAAGUCUGGAACGCGCAGCAGUUUGUGUGAAUAUUUCCUUGCCCGAGUUUUGUAAUCUAUUGAGAUGAGUUUAAUAUAUUGCAGUGCAAGUUUUUUUUCCUCCUUUCUUUUGGUUGUCUAUAAUGUGUUUUCUAUUUUUUGUUUCCUUCCAACACCCAUUGUAAUUUUUUUUUUCCCCCAUUCUUCUGAUAUUAUAUUUCGUCUUCUGUUGUUUCUUUUUUAGUGUAAAGAUACAUCCCUUCAUGCCCCUCGUUCCCCCUUCACAUAUAAUAUAUUACAUUUUUUAAGUGUGUAUAAUAAAUGCAAAAAAAUGACUCUAUGAAUGUUACGCAUAUUAUAUAUAUACAUAUGUUUAAAGCAACAAAAAGGGGGCGAAGAGAUGCGCGAUAGCGUGGGGGGUUUUGCAAGGCCCCGCCUUCGCCGAAGAGGAAUUUUUGAACGUGCAAAACGCUGUGCCAUGCAGACAUAGAGGCGUUGCUGAAUUCGUUCUCGCAUAGCAGUAUUGAGAGUUUGUUUCCGCUUAAUAUUGUGCUUUUCUCUGUUUCAGUUUUUUGUGUGUGUGUGCCAAAGUUUCUUCAAUAUUUUUUUUUUCUUUGCGAAAAGAAGGAUGCAUUGCGCAGAGACUUUGCUUUUCCCUUUUGACCUCUUUCAUCUCGUUCGUCGAAGGACUUUCGGUCGCCGAGAAAGCCGUUUUUGCACGGCGGAAGUUCACGGAAACGAUUUUUUCCCUUUUAUUUCUUUUUCGCCCCCUUAGCUUUUUGCGAAUGAUGCUGGUCAUCACCUUACCGUCUGCCCUUUUAAAGUCGGAAGGUGCACCGAACACGGGACAAACAUGUCGUAGUCCAAGAGCCCUUAAAAAGAAAAGAUCCGUGCAUGUGCAAUACGGUUGUACACUGUAGCAGAAUCAAAACCGAACCCUGGGAAGCCAGAAAAACUAUACAGGGCUGUUCUUCUUGCCAAUCAAAAAACCCCUCCAACGUGCAAUAGCUGCGUGCAUACUUCGGGGAAAAACGCUACUUACAAAUCUUUCGGCGAGAAACGUGAACUUGUAAUGUGCGCUUGUACUUGAAGGAGGCCGUGCUUCUUGGAAGGCUGCGGGUUUGAUUGGUCGUACGACGAGCCUCUACGAUCGGCCCCAGCUUGAGUUUAAGAAACCGGGAACCGGAUUUCUGAAAUUAGUUUUCCACAACGGCCGAGGUUACAAGUGUUCUCUGCGAUGACGCGGCAGUCACUGUCACGCGCGUGGCUACGAAAGGAACGUUGCCGUCUUUUGGGGAGAGAAACUCAUGCCAGCCUCUUCCCCUCGAGAAUGUUUUUUGUGACACCUCGUUCUCUGUUUUUCUUUUUUUUUUACCCCUUUCUUUCCCCACAGAGGCCAGAUCGCGCACACUGUGUUGGUUGUUACAUAGAUUGCUCUCAGUGUGUCUGUUUGACUGAUGGACAGACCAACACCCAACAAAAGAAGUAAGAAAGAGAAAAAAAGAUUACACUUCACACGAAGCAGAUCGUUGUGUACUAUUUUUAUCUGCCUGUGAAAAAAAAAAAAACGAGAAGAAAUAAAUGCGGUUCAUUCAUGGCAUCUC